AUGGAUGUGUUUCUCACUCGUCUCACCCAGCAGGCAAUGAACUAUGCAAUUCGCUCGGGAAUUGCCAUUACAGCUACCUAUGCGAUGCGCCAGUCAUCUCGUUUACUAAAAAGCGUGGAUGGCGAAGACCGUGCAGAGCUUCUUUCACUGCAGCAGCGGCUUGAAAGCAAGAUACAAGUUAUUUCACCGUCUAUCGACAUGAUUGAGUUGAUCGCUGCUCGUGGGAACACAUCUCUUGAAUCUGCAGUUGCGCUCACAAAAUCCCUCAGAUGGGAUAUUCAAGCGCUAGGGCAGCGACUAGCAAGGGCAGCUUCAUCUGGAGAGUCCAUGCGAAAAAGCUCCAGAUCCUCCAAAGAUAGAGGCGGUAUGGACGUGGAAGUCAAAUUCAUCAUUAAAGACAUCAAAAAUUUGCUGCUCCGCAUAGAGGACGCAGUACCAUUGAUGAAUUUGGCCAUUACAACCUCUGGAGCCAAACUUUCUACGAACUUGCCAUCCACAGUGUCCCCAUCUCGUCUUCUUCAAGCUAGCACAUUCUUGACUGCUGGAGAUACACAAUAUUCCAUGUCUAAUUCCCAGGCUGUUCAAAUCGGUCCAACGUUCACAUUAUCCAUGUACAUGCUCUUCUCGGGUCAUUUGCGUCUUCACGAUGAAGAAUCCGUCCGCGAAGCAACAUGGAAAGAAGUCAUGCACAAGGCUCGUUUGAAGCUUCGACGUGUGCCAAUGAAUUUGUACUAUUCCGAGGAUAACAUGAAAGCUUCCCAGCUACCAGGAUCAGCACGAGCCGAUGAAUAUGCAUACCAGGUGAUGAUAAUUGAAGACUUGGACGAUGGCCGGGUUCAUAGUUUCGAGGAAGAUGAGCCAAAGCCUCAUUCUUAUGAGGGCAUUGCUACUGUCGGUAUCCGAGAGAUUCUGCCCAUUCACCAGAUCUCCAAGAUCUUCUACGCAGAUACAGGUCGGAUUCUCAACAUUAAUACUGAAGGGGAAACAAACAACCCAGUGAUCUUAUUAAAGAGAGAUUUGAAUGCUCUACCGCCACGUCGAACGAUGGAACGAGGAGAUGUUGAAGACGACCAUGCUUCUCACAAUUCGGAUGAUGACUCGGUAGAUGAAGAGCAAGCACAGCUCGACGCUCAGUUACAUGGAACCGGCAAUUCUGACAAUGACAGCUUCCACUCUCUCCACGAAGACUCAAUUCCUGCAGAAUGGCGCCUGCCUCCUGGCCUUGAUCCCGAGUGGAUUGCAUUUGAAGUGUACAACGAAGACGAAGACUCCGACACAGAGUCCGAAUCAGAGAAUCCUCCACGGAUCCCGACUGCGGAACCUGACCCAAGCAUGAUGGCAAAAUUAUCUUUGAGUGACAAGUUUGCUUCUUUAUCGGCAUCUCCAACCAUCAACAAAGAUAUCGCCCAGUCUACUUCACUUACCACAACCGUCUCCAACCCCAUGUUCGAAAAUAUCCGCACAUCCCUCUCACUCCUCGAAACGCUCCUCCGCCUGACCUCCCUCCAACAAUUCCAGCAACAAUCUCAUCUCUCUAUCAGUGACGAACUCCUCAACUUCUUCCUCGAGGAAUCCUCGACAACUGGUGCUGGCGGCGACGAACAACAUCGCCAAAGACUCCGCUCCGAAGCCCGUCGUCGUGUGGGCUGGGACCCAUACGAUGAAAGCCCCGUCAAGCACCGCGGUGAAGAUUAUCAGUACGGCUGGGGUUCCGGUAGUCCCUCUGCGUACCAGCGUGAAGCAGAAGAAAUCUACACGCCUGGUGGCACGUCACAUGGUUAUCAGAUUCGAUCGAGAGAAAGUACCCCAGAAACACCGACGCAGAGACGUGGCUCUCCUUCCACACGCUUGGAUCGGAGUCGGCCAAGUGGGCUGAGGGGUAUGACACCGGCAUAUGCUGAAGGCGAGGGAUCGAGACAGAGUUCGCCACGGGCUAGGAAACCGAGGAGUGCCGCAAAAGACAAAGAUACUCGAACUAGAACGGCGGAGUAA
This is a messenger RNA of Penicillium malachiteum, 1992 nucleotides long. Its product is annotated as RanGTP-binding protein. The coding region runs from base 1 to 1992 and encodes 663 amino acids. Lineage: Eukaryota; Fungi; Ascomycota; Eurotiomycetes; Eurotiales; Aspergillaceae. The transcript has 5 exons. Gene Ontology annotation, molecular function: GTPase regulator activity. Gene Ontology annotation, cellular component: nucleus; cytoplasm. The record is from RefSeq and is a predicted model, not a curated record.